Patella vulgata (common limpet) is the source of this 5299-nucleotide messenger RNA. RefSeq names its product zinc finger protein 665. NCBI's taxonomy places the organism in Eukaryota, Metazoa, Mollusca, Gastropoda, Patellidae. Gene Ontology annotation, biological process: regulation of transcription by RNA polymerase II. The coding region runs from base 64 to 1581 and encodes 505 amino acids. The record is from RefSeq and is a predicted model, not a curated record. The transcript has 2 exons. Gene Ontology annotation, molecular function: DNA-binding transcription factor activity; RNA polymerase II cis-regulatory region sequence-specific DNA binding.
GUAACUCUCAGUGCACAACCCUGUAAAAAAAAAAUAUUUGGUUAAUAAUUGUUUUUAUCAAAUAUGGAAGCUCAUUGUGGAAAAGACAAUAACGAUGAUAGUACAUGUACUCCAGAGGAGAACCAUAUUCCAGAAAAGACCGAUUUAAAUAGUGAUGGAACAGAUGUAAAUAAAAAAUUGAACUCCAAGCUGACACCAGCAACAUGUAGUCUAUUAAAUUAUAAAUUUAAGACUAGAAUUAUUGAAGCACAAAGUAAAAAUUCCUCCUUAUGUAAUACUUCAGAAUGCCAUAAAACACAAAAUCUAAUUUACAAAAAUACAAACUUAGAAGAAGUUGAUGAUAAAGACUGUGUAAAAAAUGACAAAGAAACUAAGAACAACUUAUACGAAGAAAGUAAUGAUAAGUUUUGUGAGUCGGAAAAUGAAAUGAAAGCAAACGAUAUGGAUGAAAGUGAUGAAUUUAGUGAGUCGGAAACGAAUGAAGAAAUGAAAGCGGAAGAAAGUGGAGAAGAGAAGGAAGUAGAUAACGAUGCCAAAGAUAUGGAUGAAAGUGAUCAAGAACUAACCAGUGAUGGAGAUAUUAAAUCAAACGACAAAGAAAUUCGACCAGUGAAUAAACCAAAUAAAAAAACCUUCAAAGUGAAACUGAAAGAACAAGAUAAAGACAACAAAAAACUUGUCAGGAAACGGGUAAUAAAACCAAAGAAAGAGAGAAUUUAUCGCUGUGAUAUUUGUGGUAAAUGUUUUGGUAAAAGUAGCCAUCUUCUUCGUCAUGUGAGAAUUCAUACUGGGGAAAAACCCUAUCAUUGCAAUGUGUGUGGGGACUCCUUCUCGAUAAAUAGUAUUUUAAAGAGCCACAUGUUGGUACAUACAGGCGAAAAGGCAUAUAACUGCGAGGUGUGCGGUCUUCCUUUCGGGAGAUCUGGGGAUCUUAAGUCGCAUUUUCGGACGCAUACGGGUGAAAAACCCUAUAAAUGUGAAUAUUGUGGUCGAUUAUUUCGACAAAGUGGAGUUCUAAAAAAACAUGAACGAAUUCAUACCGGUGAAAAACCUUAUACUUGUAAUAUUUGUGGAAGAUCUUUUCGCCAGAAUGGAGAUGCUCAGAAACAUUUACGGACUCAUACCGGUGAAAAACCGUAUGACUGUCAAUUCUGUGGAAAAGAAUUUGCCCGAAAUAGUGAUAUGCAGACGCAUGUACGUCGUCACACAGGAGAAAAACCCUAUUCGUGUGGUAUUUGUAAUAAAUCAUUUGUUGAUAACUGUGGCUUACGUCGGCAUAUGAAAAUUCACUCAAAAGAAAAGGUGCGGGCACCGAGAAUGUAUCCAAGUAUUUUAGACCGAGUGACCGUGCCUGUAAAGCUUCCAGAUUCAGUUGAUGCAACAUCAUCUUCCAGACUUCCUUCAAAUCUUCACAAGCAAUUUAUAUCUCAGAACUUUGGAAACACGUCAAGUUUUAUAGAGUCUACUGCCACUAGUUCUGUGGACGAAUUAGAAAAGUCAACGUCUUGUGAGUCAAUGUCGCCAGAAGGUUUAGAGAUAAGAGAACACAUUCAACAAGUUAUUCCAUCGUUACCAGAGUAAACCAUCUUGUAUUUAUUCUAUUCAUGAACAUAUACAUAUGUUAUCUAUUCAUGAACAUAUACAUAUGUGAUUUAUUCUAUUCAUGAACAUCUACAUAUGUAAUUCUGUUCUAUUCAUGAACAUAAAGAUAUGUGAAUAAUUCUAUUCAUGAACAUAUACAUAUCAUGAACAUAAACAAGUGUAAUUUAUUCUAUUCAUGAAAAUAAACAUAUGUAAUUUAUUCUAUUCAUGAACAUAUAAUUCAUUCUUUUAAUGGCAUUUAGAUAUGGGGACAUAAUCAAAUAAAAAACACCAAUUUGAUUAGAAUACAUAGAGGAUAUUUGUCGUUUUAGAGUGAAUAACAUAUUUUAUUUCAUCGAGAAGCAAGAAAACUUAUAUUUUCAUGAAUGUGUAGCAUGAGUGAAAAUAUAAACGUUUUCUUGCUUAGAGAUGAAAUGAAAUAUGUUAUUCACGACAAAACGACAAAUGUUCUAUUUAUUUUAUGAUUUUACAAUUAUUUUAGGUAAAAACAACUAGCCAGUGGAAUAACACUUUUAUUUCACUGAUAAAACUCGGUAUUCCACUACUGAUCAUAAAAUAAAGAUUUAUAUUUCGUUUUGUUUUUUUUUAUCUUCUACAUGAAGAUCUGACCAGUUGUAGUGGGACUGUGGGAGGUCGCGUCAGGGGUCAUACAAGUGGCUUUUGACGAUUAACCAAUCAGCAUUGAUGUUUCUAGUAGGAUACCCACAGAUCCGUGCAUCGUACGCCAAGAAUUUGCUGCGACAGAUCAUUUCAUUGGCUAAACCAGAAUGCGGAUUAUAUAACAAUUCUUCCAAAUUCUAGUGUAGUAAAGACAAGUAAAACGAAAUUUUGAACUAUAAAAUUAAAACGAAAUAGGAUCUGUGUUUUAAUCAGAUUGAUAAAACACUAUUUAUGGAUAACAAUUACAUGUAGGAUGGUUUAUUUCACCUCAGCAUUUCAACAAGAUUUCACAAGUCAUUAUCAAGGAUAUAUGAAACAUUGCUGUGUAAUAAAAUAUAGUAAUUGUUAUCCAUAAAUACCUUUAGUAUUUUAUUUGAACAUAUAAUUCCUUAAAAUUUAUUGCAAUAAACUUGUAGAUGUAAUUAAUAUCUUGUACCAUUAUUAUUUAACAUUCCUAAAAUUUUAGGCUGCCGAUUCAUGAAAAUUUAAAACUAAGAUAAAUAUUUUAAUAUCACUGCCUUUCCAUUGACUGAAAGUUUGAAUAAAUUCUAAGAUUUUACUUCUCAGCAAAGAAAAUAUUUUAAAAAUAUUUUUUCUAAAUUUAUUUAUUGAAAACAUAACUUCUGGUAUUUUAAGAAUAUUUUCUUCUCCUAAAUUGGUGGACACACUAGCCGAAUCGUUCGGCUGAUUCAUUAGGCGUCAAAGUGCAGCCGAAUUCAUUCGGCUGAAUAAAUGAACAGAGCAGACGAAUCCUGUGCUCAAUUCACCAGUCGAUUGCAUCUCCAUUCACAUCACAUGAUUAAACAUGGCCACGACCAUAUCUUCAAACAAUCAUGUGACUUCUCAGUGGUGAUUGGCUAAUGAAUUCUACAAUCGGACAAAUGAUUCGGCGAAGCGGACACACUAGGUGAAUAUAUCAAACAUGUUUGCUUCAGGCUUUAAUUUUUAGCGAGUGGUCACAUUGAUUUAGUUCACUUCAGUUGAAAUUUUCAUUUUUGGGAUUGUUAUUAUUGAAGCAUGAAGCAUUUUCAGAUUUCUACAAGUCAUGAAUCUUUUAAAAAAACAUAUCUUUUAAUUUGUACAAAUUAUCAGAUAACAUAUUAUGUAUAUACAAGCCUGGAGAUCAGGCACCUGUCACAGAAAUAGUCAGACACAAAUGUGUGAUAAUAUAUGUCUGACAAAGUCUGUGACGGGUGCCUUAUGUCCAGGCUUGCUGUUCUGUUAGCUUAUAUAUAAUUACCCGUAUAAUCUUCAAGCUAUACGGCACCACACGAUAAACAAACCUCUAAUCUUUAUCUUUAGUCUUGUCUAGAAAUAUAUCCCAUAUCUAAUUGUACUGUCUGCCAUAUUACUGUAUUGUUUGUUGUGUCUAUGUUUAUUUGGGCAGUUAUCCUUUAUUGUUUAUCAGAUUCAUACAAAGAAAAUGUAAGUCGGGCUUACAGAGAAAAAUUGUCUACAAUAUCACAACUGUGGAAGCACAUUAAAUCACCAGUUACUAUAUGCGUACCUCUACUAUCCUUUAUUGUUUAUCCGAUUCAUACAAAGAAAAUGUAAGUCAGCCUUACAGAGAAAAAUUGUCUGCAAUAUCACAACUGUGGAAGCACAUUAAAUCACCAGGUACUAUAUGCGUACUUCUACUAGCAUUCUGCACACGGAGAACUAUCUACUUCGAGAAUCUCUGCCCUAAAUGGCCGCCAUAUCCAACAAUUAGUAUAUUGUUUUGUGAUGUGGUCUUACUCCAGUUCACAUCUGUUAUACACAAAAAGAGUACUUAAACCUUUUCAAUUAUAUUAGAUGAAAGCACAAAAUUCUUGAAGUAUACUUAGUGCUUACGUGGGUUAACUAGACAGCAUAAAUUUAAUGUGUUCUACUUGUUGAUCAAUGGAUCAAUGAGCCAAAAUAAACUAUCCAUACCAUAAUUGUUACUGUUUUGUAUAAAAUUUUGAAUGAUUUAUAUUAUUUAAAAAAAUUUUUUAAAAGAUUUUUAGUAUGUAGUUGUAUUGCUUAAAAUUGCUAUAUGUAAUAUAUCUUAAAUUUUUAUUGCACGAUUCAAUCAAAUCAAAUAUUUAGAUUCUUAUAUUUUAUAAAUGAUCAAAUUAUGUUUUACUAAGUAUUAAAAUUAUAAUUAUGUAAAUUGUAAAUAAAUUUUAUCUACAUUUCUACUCCAUAUAAAUUUGCAUGUGUUGGUAUGUACAUGUAUCUUUUAUUAAACAAGCAUUUUGUAAGAGCUAAAUCUGCCUAUUGCAUGUCUUUCUUUAGACCUUAAAUGUUAUAUAAACUAUUAAUUAAACAUUUAUUAACAUGACAAGACCAUAAUCAAAUCUCAAUGCCAUUGGAUGGCUUCCGAUUUUAAGUAGAUUUGAACUGUUCAGCCAUUUAAUGAUUUAAUCUAAAAAUGGUGAAGCGAGGCUAAGCUUCGAACAACCAGUACAAUGGUUGCAAUCAGUGCACACAUCUUGUCAAACCUUCAGAGGCUAAUAUCUUUGCCCAGAAUAAACUAAUUUGAAUGAAAUUUUUCAUAUAUUUAUUUUGCAUUGUCUAUUUUUUAAAUAUUAUAGUAAGAACGGCCAGCUCUUUAUCAAAAUUGUACAUAAUGUAUCGUUAAGUGCAAAAGUAUUUAUGAUUUUAUCUGUAUUUAAUAAACUAAAUAAUCAUUAUGUGAUACAUAUGUAUCAUACUAUCAUACAUUCAUAUUAGCCAGGUUUUAGAACUUGCUGUGAAAUUGACCAAAGACAAACUUGAUGAAAUUAUAUGUCAAUGAAUUUGAAAACCAUAUUUCAUUUAUUAUUUAAAAACCAAAUAACAUUUAAAAUAUGUUAGAUGGGUUUAAGGAAUAUCAAAAUGGUUUUGAAAAAGAGUUUUCCUUUUGGAAAAGAGCUUUCUAUACAUACAAUGUAUAGACAUGCUGAACAAUUAUUUUUCACUACUACAUGUAGAUAAGAUCAUUGAUUAUGACCUUAUCUGUUUUCAAUCUGGAGAGUAAUAUCUACUGAAGAGCACUUCAGCCUAUCUGUAUAAUCUCAUAAUAGAUAAAAUA